Molecule: messenger RNA, 905 nt
Organism: Phaeodactylum tricornutum CCAP 1055/1
Lineage: Eukaryota; Bacillariophyta; Bacillariophyceae; Surirellales; Neidiaceae
Exons: 1
Biological process (GO): translational termination
Molecular function (GO): translation release factor activity
Source: RefSeq, a predicted model, not a curated record
CUUUACAAAAACAACGUGCUAAUCUCGACGAAGAGGAAAUUGCGUUGCAGGAACUCAUGGACGAAGCGUCGACAAUUGCGGACAAAGACAUGCAACGAGAAUGCGAAAACGAGCUUCAGCGGGUGGAUCGAGAGCGUGCAGUGUUGGAAGGCUUGAUCGUGGAUGCCGUCCUACCGGAAGACGAGGAUGACUAUGAAAGUGACGCGAUUAUUGAAAUUCGCGCGGGCACAGGAGGAGAUGAAGCCUCUUUAUUCGCAAGCGAGCUGUUAGAAGCAUACCAAAAAGCAGCAAUGGCGAUACGAUGGAAAGUGGAGGUACUAGCUGAGAGUAGAACUGAUAUCGGCGGUAUUCGAGAAGCUUCCAUUUCAAUCUCUGGGAAUGCAUCCUUUCGUUUACCCGCCACUGACUCCGAACGCGAGGAUUCCGGGCCACUGCUUGGGCCAUAUGGAGCAUUUAAGUUCGAAAGCGGAGUACAUCGUGUGCAACGGGUCCCCAUCAACGAUUCCCGAAUUCACACCAGCGCGUGUUCAAUUGCCGUUUUACCAUUCGUCUCCAGCAUAUCUAACGAAAAAGAAUUGCUCCCAAUGUCCGAGUUGCGCAUUGAAACUAUGCGGUCAUCCGGUGCCGGGGGGCAGCACGUCAACACCACCGACAGUGCCGUACGUAUCACGCAUUUACCGACUGGGAUAACGGCUGCCAUUCAGGACGAACGUAGCCAGCAUAAGAACAAGGCAAAGGCCCUAAAACUGAUAACUGCACGCGUGCGUGACCGGCAACGAACCGAUGCCCAACUUGCUAGAGGAGAACUGCGCAGCAAUCUUAUGGGUGGAGGCGAUCGCAGCGAACGAAUUCGGACGUAUAAUUAUCCUCAAGAUCGCAUAACGGACCAUCGCUGCAAAGUAUCC